UUGCCAUCCGUAAACUGUAGUUAACGGGGAUGUUGUUUCUAGAUAUUAUUUAUUUAUUUUUUAUGUGUACUCUUGAAUCUAAAUAUUUGUGAAAUUGUUUCCUGGUUUGUUCAGAAUUAUUCAUUUUGUCAUGUAUGUACAAGCGGGGCAGUUAAGUUGGCAAAGUAAAUUGAGGGAUUUUAUUUGUUUGAUUAAGAUUGAGCCGGAUUGAAGAACUUGCUGUGUGAAGAUGAAUGGAGUGCUGAGCAGAAGCACUGUAUCACUGCAGCACUAUGGAUUGUGCACUGUAAUUGAGUUGUGUAUUUCAGGGAGACAUUGAUUUUUUGUUUUGUUUUUUUUCCUUUUCCCCGUGGUGUCAUGAGGGAGUGAUGAGCUAAAUAAAUGACUUGGGUUCUGUGAUAUCUGAGCGUUGAUUCUAUCUUGGAAAUAAUAGCACUGCAUUGCUAAAAGGUUUUCUUGUUCGCUGUGGUCGGUCAUGUGGAGCUGCACAGAAACCUAAUCACCUCUCUCUUCAAAUACUGAAAUUAACACGACACUGUUGUUUUUUUUGUUUUUUGCCUCUAUUACCAUUUAAUAGAUACCAUGAUGAAGACUAAAAUAUUAGUAUUAUUAUUAUAUAGAUCUUUUGUUAUUAUUCUUUAAAACUUUGGGGAUGUAACCUAACUCGAAAUUGUUGUUUAAACUAUUGAGAGUAAUAACAAAGGAUUUUGCUUUUUGGACUGUUGAGGCUUGUUGAUUUAUGGGUCUGUGUUUUCAGAAGCGCUUGCUUGUUGACAUGCUCACUCACAGGGAGUUGUUCUCUGACACACUGGCAGGAACAAUAACAACAACAAAACACUGUUUGGACUUGUCUAUCGUCAUAGAGACAGCGCACAUCAACGUUUUGGGAGAGCGUAAAAAAAAAAAAAAAGCAGAAUUAUUGCCGUUAAUUGUCAGCCUGCUCAGAUCCGGAGCUGAAGGGUUGUUGUCGUUGCUGUGUUCUUUUUCAGUGAAGUGUGCAGUCUUUACAGAGGGCUCGCUCGAGGGCAUCAGACAACAUUUAUUAAUGUUGAAACCAGACCCAGCCAGCGUUCGAGCUCUCCGAUAGCUUGCGCCUGUACGCUCACCCAGAUAGUGUGGGAAAGCGUGUGCGUGAAGGUCAGCCGUUAUAUUUCACUCACAGCUGCGGAGAAAUAGUCUAGCGGCAUGUUUACUUGCAGCCAGCUUUACUGGAACCCCUUGUUUGUUUGACUUAUGGAGCUGUAAUUAAAAUGCAAUCUCCAGGUGCCUGUAUCGCUGGCCAUGAUGACCCCUCAGGUGAUCACGCCCCAGCAGAUGCAGCAGAUCCUUCAGCAGCAGGUCCUGAACCCCCAACAGCUCCAGCUGCUGUUACAGCAACAACAAGCUCUGAUGUUGCAGCAGCAACAGCUCCAGGAGUUCUACAAGAAGCAGCAGGAUGAACUUCGAAUGCAGCUCCUCCAACAGAAGCACACUGGCAAACCCAGCAAAGAGCAGCAGAUGCUUGCCCAGCAGAUGGCUGUUCAGCAGCAGCUCCUCUCUCUUCAACAGCAGCAUCUGCAGAGGCAAGGGCUGCUGACUCUCCCGGCCACAGCUCUCACCUCACUUCCCCAGAGUUUGAUUCCUGCAGAGCUGCAAAAGUUGUGGAAAGAUGUGACAGAGGUUCGAUCAGAGGAAAAGAGCAGCGGUGACAAAUCACCCUCUUCUUCUAAACCGCCCGUUCCUAACCAGCACCCCAGCACCAAUGGACACCACACACCCCGGCCAAUCAGGCGAGAGAGUUCACAGGAGGCUCAGAGCAAUCACCCUCUGUAUAGCCACGGUGUGUGUAAGUGGCCUGGCUGCGAGGCUGUGUUAGGAGACUUCCAGUCGUUCCUCAAGCAUUUAAACAGUGAGCAUGCACUGGAUGACAAGAGCACAGCACAGUGCAGAGUACAGAUGCAGGUUGUUCAACAGCUUGAACUCCAGCUAGCGAAAGACAAAGAACGUCUCCAGGCCAUGAUGGCCCACCUCCAUGUCAAAUCUACUGAGCCUAAACAAACUCCACAGCCAGUGAAUUUAGUUUCCAACCUCACACUGGCUAAGGCCACUGCUCCCAAGCCCACUCCUUCCAUGAGCCUUUCCCAAAGUGCCACAGCACCAUCAACACCACUCACACCACUCCCUCAGACUCCCAGUGUCAUCAUCCCCAGCAGCCUGCACACCGUGGGGCCCAUUCGCAAACGCUACUCUGACAAAUGCAACCUGGCUAUGGACCAAGACAUUGUACAGAAUAAGGAGUUCUAUUUGAGCACUGAGGUCAGACCCCCGUUUACAUAUGCAGCUUUGAUAAGGCAGGCGAUUUUUGAGUCCCCCGAAAAGCAGCUAACACUAAAUGAAAUCUACAACUGGUUCACUCGAACCUUUGCAUAUUUCAGACGCAAUGCAGCAACAUGGAAGAACGCAGUACGACAUAACCUCAGUCUCCACAAGUGCUUUGUGAGAGUGGAGAAUGUGAAAGGGGCUGUUUGGACUGUGGAUGAAAUGGAGUUUCAAAAGAGAAGACCUCAGAAGAUCACUGGAUCACCCUCUCUGGUGAAGAAUAUCCAGUCAAGUCUUGGUCAGAGUCCUGCUUUGUCUGCUCUUCAAGCUGUGAUGGCGGACAGCAGCUUGCCACUGUAUGGUUCUGCAUCUGUAGGAGUCUCCAGUCUCAAGACUCUGGUCAGCGUAAUGCAUGAAGGUUUGAGUGCCCCGGAUCAUGAUGAUGACUCCCAAAGUGACUCCAGCCUCGAUCUGUCUCCUAUGUCUGCUCUACAACAUGCUGGAUUUAAAGGGCAGCAGAUGGAGAGGGAGUAUUUGGAAAGCUCCAUGUCUCCAGAGAUGGGAGAUGGACACAGCCCUGAUCUCGAUCACGACGCAGAUUACCCUGAAGAGCACGAGCCACAAACUGCUCGUCCCACCGCUUUUUCUUGAAGAUCAGCCAUUCCACAGCCACCUAACCAGCUAAUCAGUGUACCAGCAGACUCGCAGAAUGUCCACAAUUUCCACUUGGGAACAAACUAUUUAUUCAUGGAGCGACCUGUCAUUUGUUUUGUAUGCAGGGGACUGACCUCGACGGUACUAAAGGGCUCCUCUGUGUCGAGCUCCUACACGUAACUGUUAGCCCAUAAACUAGCAGCGAGGAUGUUCAGGGCGGGUCAGUUACUGUUUGUGUCUCGAGUCUAAAGAAGCACUACACACUACCUAGAUGCAGAACCUAAUCACUGUAAUCAGGUGAUUUAUGUUAAGAUUAUCGCAAAUACUAUUUUUGACACUAGAAGCACCUAGGACCAGUCUUUUUCUUCGGUUUUGAUGUAUGUGUAGGAACUCUGGGAACUUAAAUUCACCCUGCGUACGAGUCUUCUCACAUCUGCUCAACUGUUUUUAAUCGCCACUGCCUCAAAACCAUGCGGUUAGUCACCAUAUUGAGUCACAUUUGACCUAAAGUAUGUGCCUGCCCAUUUAUUAUAAGUCUGCUCACUGAAAUCGUGAAUGUCUUUUGAACUUUUUUUUCUUUUGCUAGUAGAACCAAAACCAAAGGGGGAACAUUUUUAUAACCAGCACUUGAUGAAUUAUUAUAAAAAAAUUUUUAAUUAGAUUUUUUUUCUUUUUUUUUUCUUUUUCAUUUGUCCGUUUCCUCUUGUUUGUAUAGAAUGUUAUGAUCUAAAAUGUUGUAGAAACUCCCCAAAACACUGGCCGAAAUGUUCGAACUGUUGCUGGGGUUACAGUGAUUUUAAAGUGAACGUCGCUGUAUUUGUGUGGGACGGAAUUUUCGGCUAGACUUUUUCGGUAGGUGUAAUUCCCCUGCUAUAAACAUCAACCAGUUACCAAAGAUUGUAAAUCGCCUUUUAUGAUAUGUACUUUGUUUACACGGUCCUUUUUGAUAUAUAUAUAUAAAUACAUAUAUAUAUCCGCAACUGAAAUGUUUUGCCUUACAGCUAAAGUCGAGACUCGGUGGACUGUACUGAGUGUCCUUAACGUUGCAUGGAAUGUGUAAUGUUUAUACCUGAUUGGACAUAAAGUAUGAAAAUGUGUAAAAA
This is a messenger RNA of Silurus meridionalis, 4055 nucleotides long. RefSeq names its product forkhead box P1a (gene foxp1a). Gene Ontology annotation, cellular component: nucleus. NCBI's taxonomy places the organism in Eukaryota, Metazoa, Chordata, Actinopteri, Siluriformes, Siluridae. Bases 1282 to 2949 code for a protein of 555 amino acids. Gene Ontology annotation, biological process: regulation of transcription by RNA polymerase II. The record is from RefSeq and is a predicted model, not a curated record. The transcript is spliced from 15 exons. Gene Ontology annotation, molecular function: DNA-binding transcription repressor activity, RNA polymerase II-specific; RNA polymerase II cis-regulatory region sequence-specific DNA binding.